This is a messenger RNA of Pogona vitticeps (central bearded dragon), 929 nucleotides long. The record is from RefSeq and is a predicted model, not a curated record. NCBI's taxonomy places the organism in Eukaryota, Metazoa, Chordata, Lepidosauria, Squamata, Agamidae.
CGUCUCUGAGAGAGAGAGAGAGAGAGAGAGAGAGAGAGAGAGCGUAUUAAAAAAAUAUAUAUCCACAACCAGGCACUAACCAGGACUUUGUGCAGAGUCCAGGGAGAGGGGCGAGGGAGAGUCCUUAGCAGUGAUCUCUGACAGAAUUAAAGACUUUUUUUUUUAAAGGUUGGCUUCUUCCUUUCUUUCAUGCGAAAGCCAUGAGUUCCUACUUUGUAAAUCCUCUUUUCUCCAAGUACAAAGGCGGCGAGUCCCUGGAACCAACUUACUACGACUGCAGAUUUCCACAAAGUGUAAGCAGGAGCCAUGCUCUCGUGUACGGACCCGGCACCACGGCGCCCAGCUUCCAGCACCCUUCACACCACGUCCAGGAGUUCUUCCACCACGGAACCUCCAGCAUCUCCAACUCGGGAUACCAGCAAAACCCCUGCGCCCUGGCGUGCCACGGAGACGCUUCUAAAUUCUAUGGAUACGAAGCCCUACCCAGGCAGUCGCUUUAUGGUGCCCAGCAAGAGGCAACCGUGGUACAAUAUCCUGACUGUAAAUCCUCUUCCAACAGUAACUCUAGCGAGGGACAAGGGCAUUUAAAUCAAAAUUCUUCUCCCAGUCUCAUGUUCCCAUGGAUGAGACCUCACGCUCCCGGAAGGCGCAGUGGCAGGCAGACUUACAGCCGGUAUCAGACCCUGGAGCUAGAGAAAGAAUUCCUCUUCAACCCCUAUUUGACACGGAAGCGGCGCAUUGAGGUCUCUCACGCCCUGGGACUGACAGAGAGGCAAGUCAAGAUCUGGUUCCAGAACAGGAGAAUGAAAUGGAAGAAAGAAAACAACAAGGAUAAACUCCCCGGAGCCAGGGACGAGGAGAAAACUGAGGAGGAAACCAACGAGGAAGAAGAAAAAGAAGAAGAGGAAAAAGAAGAAAGCAAGGACUGA